AUGGAGGCGCAGUUUCCGAAACGUUGGGUCGAACCGAAGCCUUUCUGGAAGCAUUUUUUGAAGUUUUUGUUUUCGCAUUUCGGUUUAUUUUUGCUCAUUGUCGGCUACUGUGUUGCUGGUGCGUACUUGUUCAUAUCCAUGGAAUUACCGGAAGAAGAAAAACGUUAUGAAAUCAAGAAACUCGUGGCCCAUGAUGUGGACGAUUCGAUUCAAUUUCUGUCCGAACAGUUCAAUUAUUACUACAAUAUGAACUUCACGGAUUCCCAAGUGAAAUCGAGGAUUAUUGCAGACAUCAAAAGGCUCAAAAAAUACAUCGUGUCAAUGGUAUCCAAAAAGAAGUACAAUGGUGAAGUCCAAGGUUGGAAGUACGCCUGGACUUUUCCCAGGGCACUUCUUUUUGCUGUGAACAUCAUUACGACCAUUGUCGGGCAUGUUGUUGGUGGUGCAGAUCGCAAAGAAAAUCGUCAGAGUUGCCAACAAACAGCAAGAAAUUCUCCAGGGGAUUCCGACUAUCCGAUGAAACCGCAGGGGAAGAAAGUUACAUGCCCACAAAUCGAUUGCGCUGAUUUUGACGAUUUUGGCAAUUUACGUGGCUAUCGGAGCGGCUUAGCACUGAUGUCAAUGGCAAUCAACUUGAUUCUGAAUCAAGUCAAGAGCCAGUUUUCGAAAUUGGCAAUCGAAAUCGGCAUUCAGCAAUCACCGGAUGAACCUCGCAUUCCUUUCAAAUUUUUGCGAAAUCAGGCCAAGAAAAACGCUCGCAAUGUUUUGCAAACCCCUCAGGAAAAUAUUGGAACAAAG
Molecule: messenger RNA, 798 nt
Organism: Notodromas monacha
Lineage: Eukaryota; Metazoa; Arthropoda; Ostracoda; Podocopida; Cyprididae
Source: the annotation of a GenBank genome assembly